Molecule: messenger RNA, 5603 nt
Organism: Pteropus alecto (black flying fox)
Lineage: Eukaryota; Metazoa; Chordata; Mammalia; Chiroptera; Pteropodidae
Gene: AKNA
Product: AT-hook transcription factor
Exons: 25
Coding region: 472-4758 (1428 amino acids)
Biological process (GO): neuroblast delamination; neuroblast division in subventricular zone; epithelial to mesenchymal transition
Cellular component (GO): centrosome
Source: RefSeq, a predicted model, not a curated record
CGCUCAACUCCAGGAAACCACCCCGCGCGGCAGCGGCCAGCAGAUGAGAAGGCUGAGGUUCAGAGAAGUUAAGUCAUUCACCUGAGCUCACACAGCUCUUCUCUGAGGCGCUGGCUCUGUACUUUGCAGGCGUUACCUCAGUGGAUCUUGGCAGCAGCCCUGUUGGGUGGCUACUCCUCUUAUCUCUGUUUUACAGAUGAAGAAACUGAGGCCUAGAGAGGUGAAGGUUCAAAGGUCACAGAGCUAGCAAGAAGUGGGGCUGGGAUUGGAGCCCAGAGUGGAGCCAGGGCUUGGCCUGUCUUGUGCCCUGCUGUACUCCUAGCACCUAGAAAAGCACCCAGCAUACUAUAGGAGCUCAACCUCAGACAGGAUGGCUGGUGCUGAGAGGAGCUGGCGGUGACUCUGGUGCCCAUAGUGGCAGCUCCGUCUCCUGAAGAUGAAGUGGCCCAGGUGAAGUACAAGUCAGGCCCAAUGGCCAGCUCAGGAACAGAGGUCCACUGGGCUGAGCCAGGCCUGGGGAAGGGACCCCAGCGGCGGCGCUGGGCCUGGGCUGAGGAGGAAAAGGAUGCUGAUGGGAGCGGCCCACACAGCUGGGGGAAAGAGGGGCCCUUCCCCAGUGCCACCAGCCCCGAGCUCCUAGAGGACUUCCGCCUGGCCCAGCAGCACCUAAAGCCAAUGGAGUGGUACCUGGAGCUGCAGCCUGAUGGGCGCCAGGAUCCUGAAUCGGGAGAGUCUGAGGAAGAGGAGUUUGAAGCAGAGGAUGUGGACAGCCCAGAAGGUUCCAGCUUGCCUCUCAACUGGCUCCCCCAGCAGGAUCCUCAACCGGACAUGAUGGAAGAGGAGCCAGAUGAGGCCGUUGGAGAUCAGGAGGCUGAGGAAGCUGGAGAGAGCUCCCCAAGGUUGGGAGAUGAGACUGGUCUCUGCUCCGGAGACAGUGGAAACACCAGCCCUGAGGCUAUGGGGUGGGAUCAGGCCACAGGCUGGGUAGCCUCUGGCAAACAAGCCAGUGGAGAAAAACUUCCAGAACACUCCGAGGUCAACCCAACCAUUGACCUCAACUCCGCAAGGUCCUGGAGCAGCGGGACCAUGAGCCUUGACCAACCUAGUGACAGCCUUGAUUCUCCUUGGGAAGGAGAGACCAAUGUCCCCCAGCCCACUGCCCUGACAGAAACUUUACCACAGAGCCCCAGUCGCCACCUCCUAAACCCAGACGACAGAACCGGAGGAAGUGUUGCUCUGGCAACCCCCACAGAAUUCCAGGACUCCUCAGCACCCGCACCCCAGAGCCUCCAGUGUCCUGCAGAUACAUGGAGGAGAGAAACUACCAGCUACUCCUGCCCCCAGCCCGGGGACCAAGCCUGGAAGCAGAAACGGACGUCACCUAAGGCUCUCCCUUCCCGAUUCACCGGCUCCAUCAGCCCCUUGAAUACUCCGCCUAGGCCAGUCCAGCAGAAAAGGCCACUGCCCAGGCAGGGAGCCACUCUGGCUGGCUGCUCAUCUUCUGAUGCCCCCAAGUACGGCCGGGGGAGGCUGAACUACCCUCUCCCUGAUUUCUCCAAGGUGGGACCCCGGGUGAGGUUCCCCAAAGAUGAGAGUUACCGCCCCCCCAAGGCUAGGAGACACAACAGGCAGCCUCAGGACCCUGUUCGGCCACUGAUCUUCAAGUCACCUGCCGAGAUUGUGCGGGAGGUGCUGUUGAGCAGUGGAGAAGCCUGCCUGGGAAAGGACCCACCUCCUACCCACCCUAUCACCAAGGUACCCCAAGAAUUUCAGACGCCCGAACAAGCUACCAAGCUAAUCAAUCAGCUCCAGGAGGACUACCAUAAGCUCCUCACCAAGUAUGCUGAGGCCGAGAACACCAUCGACCAGCUGCGCCUGGGGGCCAAGGUGAACCUGUACUCAGACCCACCCCAGCCCAGCCACAGUAUCCACACAGGGACGGUGCCCCAGGGGACCAAGGUCUUGUCCUUUACCAUCCCACAGCCCCAUUCUGUGGAGCGGUGGCCAGGCCCCAAUGAGGCCUCGCAGGCCUCCGAGGCCUCAGGGUGGCCAUCAGCUCAGGGAGACCCGAGCCCCUCCUCGCCUACCAGCGCACCCACCCCAGGGUGGCCUCUGGAGAAGCCAGGCAUCGCCCAGGACCAGCCCUCAGUGGAGCGGACCCAGGUGCUGGCUUCUCAGGCCAGCCGGUUCCUGGCCAAGGUGGAGUCCUUUGUGGGCCUGAUGCAGGCAGGACGGCUGACGCCCCAGGAUCAACUCAAGGGCUUCCAGCUGCUAAAGGCUGCCCACUCGGCCCUAGAGGAAGAGUAUCUGAAGGCCUGCAGGGAGCAGCACCCAGCUCAGCAGCUUGCCGGCUCCAAGGAGACUCCUGGGAAAUUUGAUCCUGGCAGGGAGCUGGAGGCAGAGAUAUUCCAGCUGGGAAUUCGCCUAGAAGAGCUAAAGGACCACGUGGACCAGAACCAGCAGGGGCCUGAGCGAGCUGGGUCAGACUCGCCUCUGGACAGACCCCCGGCCACACCUUCCCCGCACCAGCCAACGUGCCUGCCCUCUCCCUCAGCAGAAGCCUCCACGCCGGCCAUCCAGACCCCCUGCCCUGAGCCCAACACCGCCAGCCUUGGUCCCUGCUCAUCGCACAUGAAUGUGGAGGUGAGCACUGUUGGCGGUGAGGUGGAGGACAGGCCUCUGGGCCUCCCGACCCCACACAGGCACAAGGAGCUGCAGGUGAAGCAAGACUUCCAGAGGCUCUUGAAGCGGUACUUCAGUGUCAAGUCCCUCCCAGAAGCCGUGAAAGCAGAGGAGGAAGAAGAGGAGGAACAGGGCCAAACCCUGGAAGUUGAUGGGCCGGCUCCAGCGCCAUUAAAAGCAGACACCACCAGGCUCCCCGCGAGGCAGACCCUGGCGCAGGCUGAGAGAAGUCACAAGGUCCCCCUUAAGGAGACUGGGGAGCAGAUGGUGUCCACGAAACCCCCAGGCUUCCACGCAUUCAUGGCCAGAGAUGGGCACCUGCUGGAACCCAGCAAAGCUAAGGCAGCUCCGCCCAGCCCCGGCAGGCCGCCCUGCCCUCGGGGCACCAAGCCCGCGGCCUCCCACCAGAGCAGUCUGACCAGCCUGGAGGGAAGCGGCAUCUCUGAGCACCUUCCCCAGAAGUCUCUGUGCCAAGCUGGUGGUUCCCACCUGGAGGAGCCCUGGAUGGCAUCCCCUGAGACAGACAGUGGCUUUUUGGGCUCAGAAACCAGCAGAGCAUCGCCCCUCACCCAGACCCCAGAGCACCGGCUCUCUCACAUCAGCACCCCAGGGACAUUAGCCCAGCCCUUCACUGCCUCUGUGCCCCAGGAUACAGCCUACCAGUCUCAGACCAGGGGUCUUCCAGUGCCCAGAAGGGCCACUGAGCCCUGCACAUCCAGGAACCAAGCCCAGAGGCACCUCUCCAACCGAGACAGUCCUCUCUGGAAGAGGGUCCCCAGCUUCCGCCUGGCACAGGCACUGGCAGCUGAGAUGGCUGUCCCUGGCUCAGAGUUGGAGGGGCAAAAGCGGAUUUCUGAACAGCCGCCUCCCAGCACAAGAGUCAGCCCGCCCUCCACCCCGGCCCCUGCAGCUGUCGCUCUGCCCCAUGGACUGACAGAGACCACCCCUACCCUCCUCACCAGGACUGGGCGAGACCAGGCCAUCCGCGAGCUGCAAGAGGAGGUGUCCCGGCUCCGUCUGCGGCUGGAAGACAGCCUGCACCAGCCACCCCAGGGCAGCCCGACACGCCCACCGUCUACCCUUGACCGCCCUGCCCGGGCCCGGGACCGGCCAGCAGAUGCCCCCGCUGCCUGGGGCUCUCACUGUGGCAGUAAAUCCACAGAGAGGUUGUCCAGUGAGCCUGGAGGUGCAGAGCGAGCAGUCCCCGUAGGGAGGCGGCGAGCCAGGUCCACCUCGGUGCCGCGAGAGGUGCCCCGACUGUCCUUGAGUUCUGAAUCCGAGCCAGCCUCCCCACAGCUUUCCUCUGAGAAGGAAAGGACCACCAAGGACAGCCCACAGGACAGAAUGAGAGGAGUGCGCCGUACUGGAAGGCCAGACAGGGUCACCUUCCGGGGCCAAUACACAGGCCAGGAAUAUUGUGUUCUGACCCCCAAGAUUGUCCGAAGAGGGAGUAGCACAGUCUUCUGUCCCCACUGCCAGCCCGUUAGGACUCAGGAUGCAGGCAGUGCUGUCACAAGGGACCCACUGAAACCGUCUCCCACUGAUGCCCUGCGAUGUCCCCUGUGUGGUCGAGUCGGGUCCACCCCUGAGGGGGACAGCCCAGACUCAACCACCUCUGGAGCAGAAAAAGCCACCACAAAGAAAAACGCAUCUUCAGCUUCCAGCCCCAAGCAGAGGAGCAAGCGGGUUGGGUCGCCGCCCCGGCCACCCCCUGGACUGUGGUAUCUGGCUUCUGCACCUUCAAUACCAGCCCCUCCUGCUUUUGCCUACGUCUCUUCAGUUCCCAUCAUGCCUUACCCAUCUGCCACUGUGUUCUAUGCGUCUCCAGGAGGACCUACCUCAGCCCCCUCAGCCCAACCAGCUGCUGAGUGGCCCACCACAGCCUCUUCCCGGCCGGCCGGAAGAUACCGGCAUUCCAUCCAGCUGGACCUGGAGGACCUGGAGGAGCUCAACAAGGCUCUGAGCCGAGCUGUCCAGGCAGCUGAGAGCGUCCGCUCCACCACCAAACACAUGAGCCGCUCUCUGUCAGCUAACCUGCGCCAGGCCCAUGGCCUGCGGGGCUCCUGCCUCUUCUGAUGGCACUGGGGGGCCUGCUGUCCCUCAGGCCAGGGAUCUGUUGGAGCCAUUCCUGAAGGCCCCCCAGACCUCUCAUGAGGAGCCCUGUCUCCAGCAUAGGCCCUGCCUACUCCGUCUCAGCAUUUUCAAAACAAAAGUGCCUGGUCCUCAAGAGAAGUAACUUCCCAGGGGACCGGCCCCUGAAGAAGGUGCUAGGACCGAGGCCACCUUCUGUCCAGAUGCAAUCUCUGGGAGUCUCCUAGUCCUGCACUUGUCCACCUCCAGCUAAUAAUAUGUAUUUUAUAUACAGGUGGACAGAUAGAUUUUUAAACUGAGGAGUUUUCCUGAGCUCGGAUCCUCCUUAGGAGACAGAUAACAAGGGAUGGGGUGAGGGUCUCUGGCACAAACCUGUCCACCUGCCUGUGAGCAGCCACUUGGGAGUUGUCAUCUCUGGAAGGAUGUGGCUAGGGACCUUUCUCCUGGCAGUUGGUGCUAGGACACUUUGGGACCAUUGAGCUAUCUUAGGAUGCCAGCCACCAGGGUGACACAUACUGGCUUCUCCAUGCUUGGAAUGGCCUUUCUUGGGAAGCCUUUUUCAUGGUCCCUCCCAGUGCCUCAUCCUGAGACCCAUGGCUCUCUCCCGGGAAUCUGGCUAGUGGCCAGCUCCCUGCCAGGCCGUCUCCUGCCCUGCCCCCACCCCAUAGCAGUGAGUACCUCAGCUUUUCUGGAAUGUGUGUGCAUCAGUGAUAUAUGUAUAUUUGAGGCAUUUAAAAAUUCUAUUUUCGUUAUGAGGGCAAGUGAAGAACGAAUGUUGAUCUUUAAAAAUAAAGGCCAAAAAAAAAAAAAAAAUCCCCGAAACUUUGCAA